This is a messenger RNA of Emiliania huxleyi CCMP1516, 1449 nucleotides long. RefSeq lists its product as hypothetical. Bases 1 to 1449 code for a protein of 482 amino acids. The record is from RefSeq and is a predicted model, not a curated record. NCBI's taxonomy places the organism in Eukaryota, Haptophyta, Isochrysidales, Noelaerhabdaceae. The transcript has 6 exons.
AUGGCAGAGGCGGAAGAAGCACGCCUGCGUCGCGUCAUCGCCGCCGGCGCCCGUGCGGCUGCUCGCCUCGACACCAGCUCGACGAGCGCCAAGCUCAAGCAGGCUGCGGGACGGGUUGCAGCCGGCGCCACUGCACAGCACGACCUCGCGCUGCUCUGCUCGCGGCAAGGGCGCGGCUCUGAAGCAGAUAGGCUUCUGCGGGCGUUGGGUAUGCGCCACCGGCUUUCGGUCUCCAUUUUCGCGCCGCCAUCGACGGCGACGCCUAGCCCUGCUGGCCUCUGUGGUGCUCCAAUAGUGCUCGACGGCGUGCUUCCGCCAGCCGUGAUCGCGGGGCUGCAGCGAGCGCUGCGACCGGGAGCUGCCUUCUGGGAGGAGCACGGCUAUCCCACGCCGUGCUUCUUCUCGUACCGGCACGACCUCACGGCCUCCAAACCACCGCUCCUCCUCGUCGAGCAGGCUGCCCGCCUGCUGCAGCCGCUGAUGGAGCGGCACGCCGCCGACUUGUACCCGGGAGGCGGCGGCGGCGGCGGCUCGGCGGCGCCUCGCCUGAGGACGGUUGAGUGGUGGGCUCACACGCGGAGCAGCCGCCGCGCGCUCCACCAGCUGCACUUUGACCUCGACGAGGCGACGCUCCUCUCGGGCGGCGGCACGCGCCACCCCCUCGUCUCGUCGGUGCUCUACCUCGGCGGGAGGAAGGCGGCGCCAACCAUGGUCACCACGCAGACGCUCGCCUCCGGGUCGGGCGACGCGGCGGCAGAGGCGACCCACUCCCGGCCCCAGGCUGGCCGCGCGCCGUCCAGCGCGUGGGUGACGCGGCGCACGUGCGUGCUGCCGGAGAGCCUCGCUCGCGGCGAGGGCGAGGGCGAGCGAGAGGAGGAGGGCGAGGAGGAGGGCGAGGAGGAGGGAGGCCGGCUGACGCUCAUGUUUGGGUGGCCGCCGGCCCCGCUCUUCCCGUGCAUGCGCCUGCCGGCCCCGGCGGCUUGCGCCGGCGCCACCUGCCCGGCGAGUCGAGCCCCCCCGGCGGCGGCAGCGGCCCGCCGCGACGCGCGCUGGCGGAGCGUGCCGGGCUGGAUGGCGGAGCUGGCGGCGCUGCCCGAGGCUGCGCCGACCGAGGCGGGGGAGGGAGGGGGGGGGGCUCGAAAGCGCGUGCGCGUGAGCGCGCAGGGUGUGGCGGGGGCGGUGCAGUACGUGGGCAAGGCGCCGCGUCUGCUGCAGCGGCUCGGGCCGGGCUCCGUACAGUUCCACACGCUCUUCUUCCUCCGCUCCUUUGACGAGAUUGAGGAGCUGGGGCGGAGGCCGGAGGAGCGGGACGCGGUGGUCGUGGCUGGGCGUGGUGGGGAGAGCGGGUCGGAGGAGGAGGAGGAGGGGAUGGACUUGGCGAGCGCGCUAGCCUUGGCGGAGGAGCAGCGGGCGGAGGCCUUGCACCGGCGCCAGCGGCCCCGCAAAUGA